GAAGCGGCCGCGCUGGGCCGCCGCUGCCUGCGCAAGUGCAAGACCGAUGAGGACUGCAUCAGCUCCAAGAAGAAGUGCCUCUGCGACGGACGCUGCGGCUGGAGUUGCGUCAGGCCAGAUUUAAACUGCGACGAGUUGGAGCCACUGGAGAACGGCCAGUUCCGGGUGAGUGGCGACUACUUCGGGGCACGUGUGUACUACGAGUGCGCCGACAACUUCUGGAUGUCCGGCCCCAAGGAGCGCAUGUGCCAGGGCGACGGUGGCUGGAGUGGCCGAGCACCCGAGUGCAAGAAACAACCGUCGUGCAGCAGCCCGCCAGGUGUACCGCACUCGCGCACCAAUGCGAGCGACAGCGCCCGGGACUUCGUCAUCAACUCGACGGUGCGCUACACCUGCUUCCCAGGAUACGACGCCAAGGGUUUCGAUGUGGCCAAAUGUAUCUUCUACAAUGGCUCAGCCCAGUGGUUCGGCCCGGACCUUAAGUGCGACCCGAAGAGCUGCGGCCCUCCAGGAGAGGUUGAGCACGGCCGUCGCAUGGGUGCCAUGACGCGCUUCACCAGCUCGGUCAAGUACGAGUGUCACGAGGGGUACGAGCUGUUUGGCCGGGCGCACCGCUACUGCCAGUCCUCCGGCCAGUGGAGCGGCACACUGCCCGAGUGCAGGCCGGUGCAGUGUGACAAGCCCGAAGACCCCCUGAACGGUCGGGCCAUCUUCGACCAGCUGCUGUUCAACUCGGUGGUGCGCUACGAGUGCCACCAUGGAUUUCGCCUGAAGGGGCCUUCCACGGCACGCUGUAACUCUCAGCGGCAAUGGGAGGGCGCACCUACACACUGUGUUGAGAUUGACUGCGGCCAUCCUGGGCACCUGCACAACGGUUACGUGGAGUUCCGCUCCUCGACGCUCAACGCCAAGGCCACCUACAACUGCUUCGACGGCAUGAAGUUCCAGGGCGAGUCCAACACCAGCAUUUGUCUUGACACCGGCAACUGGUCCAGCCCGCUGCCUAAGUGUCUCGCGCCGUGCAAGAUUCCGACGCUGGAGCACGCAUACGUGAAUCUAUCAACACCCGAGUCCCGGCUGGAGCAUGGGCGCCGGCUCAGCGUCAGCUGCCACGACCACUACGAGCUGGCCUAUAAUUCUACGCCCCCACGAUGCAACAACGGAUCGUGGACACAUCUGCCAAUCUGCGCCCCAGCUCGAUGCAAGAGCCUUCCGGAGCGGCCUGCGCAUGGAUUCGUGAUCGCACCCAAGACGGACCAUGGCAUGCGGGCACUGUUCCGCUGCACCGACGGAUACCAACUGGUGGGGCCCAACGUCACCGUUUGCCAGUUUGGAAAUUGGACGCACGAGGCUGUGCCCUUGUGCCGAGAGACCACGUGCAGUUUGCCCGAGGUGCCAAAUGGCUCGUUCCGGGAGCUGACGACGGAGCGGCCUCUGGAUCCGGCGGAGCUGAUCGGCCACGGCACCCUGGUGGAGUUGGUGUGCGCCGGAGGCUUCCAAGUUCAGGGACAGCCGGAGCUGCGCUGCUGGCAGGGGGAGUGGACGCCCGGCCUGCUCCCAGAGUGUUUGCCAGAGCCGUGCGAGCUGCCAGCGCUGCGGGGCGGCCGCUACCUGGGCGGAUACCGGACGGGCCUAACCAUAUCGCCGGGCUCGUCGGUCGAGUACGCCUGCGACGAACCGCACCUGCGCCAAUGGCCGCCGUCACCACUUCGCUGCCGCAUGGGCCGAUUGCAACCGGCUCCACCAACCUGCCUGCCACCAGCCGCAGAAGCCUUCGGCAACCGGCUCCAGCCUGGGCCACCGGAGGAGGCGCCACGACCGGAGUCGGUACCCGUGGCGGCGGUGGAGGAGGCUCAGGGGUCUACAGCGUCCCCGGGGCCCCCCAGUGGAGGUGACGCCGUCCCGCGCCGCGCAACGCCACCGCCGCCUUCGGACAAGCCCUGCAGCGCUCCGGAGCGACUGCACAACGCGCUCGCCUUCCGGUCCUCGUCACCGUCGAAAUCCGAGGAGGACGGGGAGGAAGACUCCAGAGGCCUGUUGCAGUUCCCUCACGGCACGGAAGUGGUCUUCCGCUGCAUCGACAGCGCGGGAGGCGGCGAGAGGAGCACCUGGAAGCUCCUGUGUGAGGACGGCAGCUGGCUGGGCCGCCCCGAGAAGUGUGAGGACGGAGCCCAGCAGCUGUCGGUGCCCAAGGAAGAGCGGCGCAAUCGGUCCUGCGUGUUCCGCAACACGGAGCCCAACCUAGAGGCCUUUCAGGGCGACCGACGCAUCACGGACGACACGCUCCACUUUCCGCCGGGUUCUGAGCUCGUCUUCCGCUGCAAGGACAUCGGCAAAUACAGUCUGGUGGGCAGCGUACGCCGACGCUGCGUUUACGGCGACUGGGAUGGCGUCAAGCCCUCCUGCUUCGGACUCUCCCAGGAGAACGACUACGCGCUGGAAAAGCCUCCGACGAUCCUCUUCCGGCCGCACGUGAUGCCGGUAGCGCAGAGCAAUGACGGCAAGCUGGUCGUGUACCCGGGGGCUAUCCUGCACUUGGAGUGCCUCUGGCUGCGCAAGUACGGCACGCCCAAGUGGGAGGUCAGCCACAAGUCCCGCAAGUACGCCGAAGGCUGGACCACGGAACCUGGCAGGGAUUCCCAACUCGAGUACCGGCUCUCCAUUUAUCAUGCCAAGAAGGACGACUCGGGUCGGUACACCUGCAUCACGCCUAUGGGCCACAAGCACUCCGUCGACAUCGUCGUUUCUCCGGUGCACUGUCGUCCACUGCCGAGCGUGAGCGGGUUGUCGGUCAGCACCGCGACGACGCGGAUGGGCACCAAGGUGGUCUUCUCGUGCGAUGAGGGCCAGCGGCUACGCGGCAGCCAGCAGGCCAUGUGCCUGCCUUCAGGGAACUGGUCAGCGCCUCCUCCCAUCUGCCAAGUGGCCGAGUGCCACGACAUCACCGGUGCCUCUGAUGGCCUCGUCGUGGUGAAGGCCGAGCAGCGGGCGGUCGGCUCUCGGGCGCACUUUUCAUGUCCCUUGGGCUACGCACUGCGGGGACAGGCGUCCGUGGAGUGCCUCGACACUGGCCAGUGGUCGGAUCACUGCCGCGCUGUGAAGGUGGUGUGUUCGGCAAUGCCUGCUCCAGAGAACGGCUACGUGGAAAGUGAGCAUGGGUCACAGUACCGCGGUGGUCAACAAGUGCAGUUCGCCUGCCGGCCGGACCACAUGAUGCUCGGCGCUGCUGUGCUCGAGUGCCUGGACAACGACCACUGGAGUGGCACCGUCCCCGAGUGUGUUCCGGCGUGCCAAUACCCAAGCGUCCGCGAUGGGGCACGUAUUUUAUCGAGAGUGAACUACUUCUACCGCAUCAACGAGACGGUGUCGUUCGAAUGCCCUGAGGGCUUCCAGCUACGCGGUAGUCCCAUGAUCCAGUGUGUGGCCAAGGGCCGGUGGUCGGCCGCCGUGCCCAGGUGCCAGCCGUUCGCCCCGUCAACGUCCUCCUUCCAUGAGAGGAGGCUCAGGAGGCACCACCGGCGCUGGCAGCUCGCCACACCCGUCGCGGCUCACCGGAGCCUGUGACCAGGCUAAGCAGCACGCGCUGAGCUCGUCUCGUCAAGUUCGCUCGCAGAGGUCGCUCGCGUUGCAGCGAUCGCAUAUUAAUCUAUCACUUCGUGGCCAAUCGUUCUCGUGGGCCGAUAAAAAACUGUAGGUAGUCUGGCUCAGUUGCACCUAUAGUUUCGUCAUCAGCCGCCAGAAGCUAGCUCUCAUGAUCGUCCUUGUAUCGUCCUUGGCUACAGACACUUCCAGAACGUGGAAUUCAAUGACGAAUUUUCUCCCAUUCAGCAGUGGGUGGGUUCAUCACACAUAUGUUGGCGGUACUCACACAGGGCGUUACGCUGCCUAUGAGGCCGUGAAAAAGAAAUCAUCUUCGAUUCUCUGUUGUUACCGAUCUCGUUGUCACCGGUACCAUUUAAGCACUGCGAGAUUUCGCAUUGUUCUCUAUCUUUCCCUUGCUGUCGCUCUCCUAUUUUCCGUAUUCUUCAUUAACCCUGGUCGAGCUCAACGAAAAGUGACUCUAUUCGGUUCGUUGUCCUUGUCUUGUGUGAGAGAAGUGCGAUAGAUCUGCUGGACUUGACCUCACCUUGGCUGAAAGCUGAGCCUGUCUUAGCGCCGCUCUUUUUGUUUAACAUUUUAUCCGAAUGACUUUUGGCCCUGGACAACCAACAAGCAACGUAAUGUAGGCAAGUCUACUCUUGUUAAACUUCGCCAUUUCAGGGCUUUGUAGGACUGUUUGCCUUAGACUGACCUUGAUUCACUCGUUUCCAAAAAGUCAAGACGUCUGUCAUGGCAUCGUGAACGCCAGCACAUUAAGCACAACUUAUUCUGUCUUCGUUAGGACACCAAAGUGAAAACAUUUGUAUAAUGCAUUUGCAUAUCUUUUCAGAGCGGCGGUGCAAAAACACUCUUCGGAGUAGACGACUAGAAUCGUAUCAUCUUGUGAUGGCGCAUCUUGAUAGAGCCCAUGGGUGGCAGUGACGUUUUCACUGACUGAAUGAAAGGAGUGCUGCGUCCAAUGGCGUAGCAAGGGGGUUGCAUACCCGGCCCGUGCACAUCCCCCCCCCUUUUUUUAUCAUGACAUACAGAGCACGGAUUGACACUCGACCACAUCUGCAUGCCCGACCACUACAUUCAGAUCAAAAAGGUUCUCUUCCCCCGUGCCCCGAAAAAAUAUCUACCUACACCCCUGGUUGCGUCACUAACUAUUCGUCGUAAAAAAGAAAACGAAUGGACUUUUAUGCUGAAACAUAAUUGAUUACUUGCGUGCUGCUGAAGUCACUGAAUUUUUCUUUCAGGAGUAACCUAUAAGACAAAAUAAAUUAUUUCAUGCUGUGAAAUGAAUGUAACAGAGUAGUCAGCGUCUAGAUUUUUGAAGGCGAAAGAUAAAACGAUAUUUUUUUUCGUGUAGACAUUGUUCAUUGUACCCGAAAAAGUCAUUGUUUUAAGGAAGGAUAUGCACAUGGCGCGCAUAUGCAGCAUGGGCAAAUCCUGAAACAUUAGUGACAUAGAUUAGGUAUACGUUGUUCUUUCCUGUUUGAAAACUCGCCAUUGAACGACGGAACACUGUGCUCCACCGGCUGCGAUGGGAUGCGAAAUACUCGGUGCAGUGCUUCAGUGAAUCACCUGCGGCGCCCAGAACUGUCCAAGCAGAAGGGCACCGAUCAACCCAGCGGACGUGUGGUGCGUACGGCGGGACUACUUUCUAAUGUGCGCCUCCAUCUAGUGGACACCGUGAUGCGCGCGUCGCCCGAAGUGCCGUUAUGAACGCUCUCAUUCUCCAGCAAGAUGAGAGAGAGCCAAAAAGCAUAAAAAAUUACCAGAACUGUUUACGUCUUCCACAUUGACAGUGCACACAGCUACGGUUGUUUUGCAAGUAGCGGAAGUUUUUGUCAAUGAGUUGACGUCCUUUAUUACCCGAGCUGCAAGAGCACGAAUGUGUCACAAAAUAGAUAUAAACAAAAAAGAAAAAUAAGAAAUGUGGUUAAAAAAUUUUUUUGCUCUUCACGUAGGAAGAGCAAAGGUGCAGUGCGCUGUCAUAAAAAAUAAACCUUAUUUGAUAUUUCACAGUGCUGCAUCACUAUGAAAAUUAUGAGUAUUUAAUGCGCAAACAAGUUCUCUUGAGAAUCUACUGAAGAGUUCGCUAAAAAGCUUUAGACGCCUCUGCAGCUCUCUGUUCUGCACAGAAGCGUUCACUAACGUGGUAAUUUUGCCGUAAGCGUUAUCACUCUUGCAGCUGGGGGAAAAAUUGAAGUUGUAGAGCUUUCAACCUAAAUACCUACGUAGUCGCAAAAAAGUCCCCUCCUGCGAUGAACCAGCUUCAAAGAGAAAAAAAAACAGAAAGCGAUGUCUUCUCACCCCGUGAAGCACUGCAUCCUUAGAUAUACUCCUGUUCUUGCGCAUAUAGACUAAGUGUAAACUUCACUAUGUAUACUUAUAGAAUCGUGAGGGUGGCGUUGUCGGUACAUGUAUCAAGUAUGAGGAAAUCGUUUCAUAUUCUUCAUAAGCUAAUCGCUGUGGAUAUGUGUCAUGUCAGUCAGUCAGUCAGUUUAUUUCCCUUAAAGACCCCCAAGGGGGUAUUUUGUGUGAACAAUGUGCUAUGUUCGAGUGACUGUUGUAUACACCGCAUUUCGAGCGUGUUUCGCAAUACUACUACGUUUUGGUGGGGCGUUAUAGUUGUCAAUUACGCAUUGCUAAAGUCAUUCACUCGAUUCGUCUAGGACGCCGCCGUAGUGGGGACCGAGCAGAUACAUUUCAGAGAUAAUGAAGCCGUAGUGCAAAACCUCUCUAUCUAUUCUGAACAUUUGACAGCUUAUACAGGUUACGUAUAGCUACGGCUGCCUUUUGUAGCGAUUUCAAUGGUUCCGACGUAAAGCAUUCAGACGAUUAAGUGUGAAGAGUGCAGUGCUGAGCCGCCCUGGUUACUCAGAUUUGUGAGGCAGCAAGCGCUUUGAAGUAGUUUCCUGUGAAUCUCCCAGAACUUCAUUGUCAGCUCCAAAGUACGACCACAUUAGCUGGAAGAGAAAGAGCCGUUCACAACGUAGUCUCAUUCUUGAUGUGCCACUCAUUGUGAAUAUAUGCCAUGCAAAUGAACAGUAUCAACAUGCUCGCUUACUUCGUACUGACAGUGCCACUUGCUAGUGACUCAUGAGAGACGAUCGUUCCUGCAGUGUAGCAGAUGGAUACACGUCAGUGCUUUUGUUAAGCAUUUAGCUAA
Molecule: messenger RNA, 6757 nt
Organism: Rhipicephalus microplus (southern cattle tick)
Lineage: Eukaryota; Metazoa; Arthropoda; Arachnida; Ixodida; Ixodidae
Product: Hig-anchoring scaffold protein
Source: RefSeq, a predicted model, not a curated record